CCCAGAGAGAUUCUCCUUGCGGUCUCGAAGUCCUGUUCUGCAGUGUUGAUUUCUGAAACUUGUGUUUGUUUUGCAGUUUCUACAACUGUUGCAGUGGUGAUGCUUCGCUGUGAAUAGGAUACUGUUCUUAUUUACCAUUGGAUAUACUUUACUCAAGCAAUGUCUUUGAAGAAAGAAACUCCAUCUGACCAGCAGCUGCAUCUGGCUGCUCUGCAGGGUAACCUUGACCAGCUGAAAAAGACUCUGGAUUCUGGACGUGUUCAUGUGGAUUGUAAAGACAAGGAGGGCACCACUCCCUUGAUUCUCGCUGCUGCCAACAACAAUUUGAGCUGUGUGAAAGAACUGCUAGAACAGGGCGCCGAUCCCAAUGCCAGAAGAUUGACAGGUACAUGUGCUCUGUUCUUCGCUGCCCAGGGUGGCUUCAUUGACGUGGUCAAAAUUCUGUUGGAGCACAGCGCAAAUGUUGACCUCGCCAGUUUUGACGGAGGCACUCCGCUGUUUGUGGCCUGCCAGUGCAACCACCAGGACGUCGUGGCAGAACUGCUGGCUGGAGGAGCCGACGUUCACGCCCAGAUGAUCGACGGGGCUACCUCCCUCUUCAUCACGGCACAGAAUGGACACGCAGACCUCCUCGACUUCCUCAUCGCCAAAGGAGCUGAUCCCAACUUGAAGAGAAAAGAUCUGGCGAGCCCCCUUUGGAUAGCGGCUCAGAUGGGCCACACGAGCGCUGUGAGGACGCUGCUGAACGCAGGCGCCCAGGUGGAUGCUGUGAGAGAGGACGGUGCGACCCCAUUGUUCAAGGCGUGUCACAAGGGACAUUUGGACACCAUCUCAGAACUGCUCAAACACAAGCCAGAGUUGGGAGUCUUAAAGAAUGGUGAGACGGUGCUCCACGCAGCUGCUUUGUUUGGUCACCUCAAGGCUGUGCGCAUUCUGCUGAGGGCGGGGGUCAACAAAGAGGUCAAGAACAAGGAGGGUCAGACGGCUUCAGAUCUUGCCACAGAAGCUGGAUACGAUUUCAUUUCGUCUUACAUCACAAGCUUUGACAAAAGUAAAGACGAAUUGGACGGGCAAAGCUUAGAUGCCAGUGUUGCUGAUGAAUAACCUCUCAGAUCUUCUGUUAUACUGGUGUGUUGUGAUGUGCAAGUGAAUUACGUGCGCCAAUUCGUAAAUUAUGAUGUUUAUGUUAGACAAAUUAAUUGUAUGUGUGCUUAGCUCUGAAAGAUAUUUUCCAAACUGAUGUAAACUUGCUGUUUAAAAUCAAAAUAUUUCUGUGGCUCCUCAUAAGCUUUUAUUGUUUGGGCUUUUUCAAUUUAAUUUUUUUUUUUUUCCCCCUUACCAAUCAAAACCUUAAAAGCGCCUGAACCAUGGCAAUGUUUUUGUUGAGAAUAGUAUUUCAGAUACCUUUUACAUUAUCAGCAGUGUGAAAUAAGGCAAUCAAGUUUCAUAUGAAUGAAUGAGAUUGAAAGCAAAAUGUAGUGGUUAUUCUUUACCCACUUAUAAUCCUAUCUUUUAUUACACUUUAACCUCUUCAAAUGAAUGAAGCUCAGAGUAAUAUCUGUAGCCCUAGAAAUUCAAGAUGCCUGGGUCUUAUAUUUCUCUUUCCUCUCAUAUUUAGUAAGUUUAGUAAGAAUUAUACGGCACUCAAAACUGCAUAUGGUCAUAUGGGUGCGCUCCUUUCAUAUUUACAUAGGUAUACUGUUGUCUGUGAUGUAUAGGUUGGAGUCCUCACCUUGCACACAUAGUCUGAGAGAUGCAUAUUUAUUGUGAAGAUGAGGUCUUCAGUUUUUUUUGUAUCGAAAUGUCUUCCAUCCUAGAAUUUUCUGUAUGAUUCUUUAAUGUCAAAGUCAACAAAGCCAUACUUAUUUUGUAAGUUGUGCUCUCUGAGAUAUCAGCAAGCCAUGUUGGCUGGGUUGCACAGCUGGUAGGUCCUAGUUCUUUUGUUUCCCUCCGGUGUUUCUAUUUAAUCUGUGUUUCCUUUUCCCUGCACUGAAUGACUGUUUUUGAGUCAAUAUGCUUCUCUUUACUCGAACAAAAAAAAACCCCAGAGAUCAUCCUGUUAAUUAUGACAUUUCACAAAACUCAUAAACGCGAAAUUCUCAUCAGCAACAGCUGUGAGCCUACUGGUAAUACCGAUACUUCAGUUACGGCAACAUUAACAGUAGGUUGUUCGAAAAAAUGUGGAAGAUGCGGAUCAUUUGAAGGGUUCCUGAGACAAAUCUGGGCAUUUCUGAAAAACUCUAUCCACUCCAUAAUCUUAUGAUCAGAAUUGUAUGGAGAAUAUGUGUUUUUUUUCUCAAAGUGCACUCUGUCAUUAAAAUUUGAUACCUAGUAUGGUAAAAUUGCAUUUUGUUUAUAUUUUUUUUAUCUUGGAAAAAGUGUUGGUUUUUUUUUUCAUUUUUCUCACUUUUGUAGUUAAUGGAUAUAGUACAUUAGUCAUGGAGCCCUUCAUUUGCUUGUGAAGGAGAUUACAGCUGUUACUUAAAUGGAGAGGUGUUUAUUUUCUGCAGUUUCUUUUCUGUACAAAAAUGCAUUCUCACUGACAUCAGCUUGAACCUUGUGCUGACAAUGUUAAGAAAUAUUUUUUUAAUGAAAAUGGAAGAGCAGAAGUUUAGUUCUGAAUAGUUUGCUUCCUGAUUAGCUCAUAAGGCACUGCAGUUCCCCCUAGUCAUAUAGUGUAGUGUUGUCCCUUUAAUUAAAAAAAAUUAUCCAAUGAUUACUCUAUAGUUUAAGUGUAUGAUUGAUAUUAUAGCCGUUCUAAUUUGCCAGUGUUGCCUGAUUUUUUAUUAGUAUUGCAACUACUCCCAGUAGCAUUAAAUAUUUAUUUUAUUGCAUCUUUAAUGUCGGAUAUGUUAUACAUGGGAACUCCUAAUAUCAUUUUCACCCUCACUCAUUGAACAUGUGUAUGUUGAGGAGGCUUGAUCUUAUGUUGUUUAUCAUUAUCAUUCUCAUUCAUUUUCUCCUUUUUUAUUUUUAUUUCAGAGUAAAAUUUGACAAAAUGAAGUGGUAAUCCAUAUAUCAUCAUGACUGGGUCAGUGUAAAGAAUACAGCUAGCGUUUGCGAUGUUCAUUUGACAGUGUUUAGUUGCAGUCUGGAACUGUAGAUAUUCCACUGUCGUGUAUACUGUCUCAGGGGAGGGAACUGGAGGAUUAUUAUUGUGCACAGGAUAAAGUUAAUAGCCUUUACAGUAUUCUGUCCCCGUCGUUUUAUGCAAGAAAAAUUCAGAAAUUAUGCAAACUGAGCCUAAAAAUGUGAAAUUAUGCGAUUCUGUUAAUUUUAACAAAGAAUGA
Molecule: messenger RNA, 3290 nt
Organism: Aplysia californica (California sea hare)
Lineage: Eukaryota; Metazoa; Mollusca; Gastropoda; Aplysiida; Aplysiidae
Product: ankyrin repeat domain-containing protein 29
Exons: 9
Coding region: 160-1104 (314 amino acids)
Biological process (GO): protein localization to ciliary inversin compartment
Cellular component (GO): ciliary inversin compartment
Molecular function (GO): protein binding
Source: RefSeq, a predicted model, not a curated record